GUGUCGCCCUCUAUAGUAAAAAUCUACCGGAAAACACAAGAGGCAAAAAUGGCUGACAUGGAAGAUUUGUUUGGUUCAGAUGCCGAUAGUGAUAACGGCAGUGGACCUGGUAGUCCAAAGAGUGGAUCAGCCAGUCCUGCUCGAAGUGGAUCUGCUAGCCCUGCCAGGAGUGGAUCAGCCAGCCCUGCUAGAAGUGGAUCAGCCAGCCCUGCCAGAAGUGGAUCAGCCAGCCCUGCCAGAAGUGGAUCAGCCAGCCCUGCCAGAAGUGGGUCAGCUAGUCCAGCUAGAAGUGGAUCAGCCAGUCCAGCCAGAAGCGGAUCAGCUAGUCCAGCCAGAAGUGGAUCAGCCAGUCCAGCCAGAAGUGGAUCAGCCAGUCCAGCACGAAGUGGAUCAGCAAGCCCAGCUAAAAGUGGUUCUGCAAGCCCAGCUCGUAGUGGAUCUCCAAGCCCAACAAGAAGUGGAUCAGCUAGUCCAGCACGAAGUGGUUCAGCCAGCCCGGCACAAAGUGGAUCGGGAAGCCCUGCAAAAAGUGGACAAGCUAGCCCAGCUAGAAGUGGAUCUGCUAGUCCAGUUAGGAGUGGAUCUGCAAGCCCAGCCAGGUCUUCCAAAAGUGGAUCUGUUAGCCCAACUAGAAACCGAUCUAGGAGUAGGUCUAGAAGUAAAUCUGCAAGUCCAAGUAGAAAAUCUCCUAGCCCAUCCCGAAGGAAAUCAGAUACUGAAAAAGCUGGUUCUGACUCUGAUGAAGAAAUUUCAAAGAAAAAGAAAACAAACAUAAUAUCUAGUGAUGAUGAAGGCUCAAUGUCAGGUGGUGAAAAUAAAGUUACAGCUACUGCAGAAGACAUAUUUGGUGAAGGAUUAGAUAUAAGCUCUGAUGAAGAGGACGCAGAAAAGAAAAAUGAAGAAGGAAGACAGGAGGAAAGAAUGGAGGAUGGUGGAGAAGAUGAACAAGAACCAGAGGAGAUACCAGAGACAAGGAUAGAUGUUGAAAUACCAAAAAUCAGCACAAAUUUAGGAAAACAUUUGCAUUUUGUGAAACUUCCCAAUUUCCUAAGUGUAGAAACAAGACCUUUUGACUCCAACACAUAUGAAGAUGAAAUUGAUGAAGAUGAGGUUUUAGAUGAAGAAGGAAGGUCAAGGUUGAAAUUGAAGGUUGAGAACACUAUAAGGUGGAGACCAAAGAAAGACGAGUUUGGCAAUAUCAUGAUGGACGAAAAUGGGAAACAAUUGAGGGAAAGCAAUGCAAGGAUAAUUCGAUGGUCAGAUGGCAGCAUGUCUCUUCAUCUGGGUAAUGAGGUUUUUGAUGUCCACACUAUGGGUCUCCAGGGAGAUUACAACCACCUGUUUGUAAGGCAGGGUACAGGUCUACAAGGACAGGCUGUCUUUAAAACAAAACUUACAUUUAGGCCACAUUCCACAGAGUCUUUCACACACAGAAAGAUGACUAUAUCAUUGGCAGAAAGGUCUAAUAAAGCACAGAAAAUACGAGUAUUGCCUAUGGCUGGCAAAGAUCCAGAAUCUCAAAAAGCAGAAAUGAUUAAGAAAGAAGAGGAAAAAUUAAGGGCAUCCAUACGCAGAGAAAGCCAGCAGCGACGAAUGCGUGAGAAAGCCCAUUCUAGAGGUAUAAGUCAGUCUUAUUUAGAAGAUGAGGAAGAUGAAGAUGAAGAAGGUGCUAUUUCAUUGGCUGCAAUCAAAAAGUCUUUCAAAGAAAAAAGAAAAGAGACUCGUCCUAAUAUUUAUUCAGAUAGUGAAGAUUCUGCAGGAUCAGAGAAAGACACUACAAAGGCUAACAGACUUAUGAAGGCCAAGAAACUGGCUAGUGAUAGUGAAGAGUCUGAUUCAGACACAGAAGUGAAAAAGAAAAAGGCGAAAGUUGUAGAAGAUAGUGAAGAAGAGGACUGAUAUUGAAAAUCAUUAAGUUAGGAGAAAAGAAAAAAUUGGUUGAAAUUGCAGUCAUCACAUUCCUGGAAAAAAUGAUCAAAAAGGCAAAGAUUUUGUUUUCAUCAAGAAACAAAUCCAGGUGAUUUUAUAAUUUUCAGGUGAAAUCUGUGGUGAAAACAAUUGCAGAAUAGUUGUAAAAAACACUGGUUUACCUUAAAAAUGUUUUUUUAAACAAUUUCACCAUGAAAUGUGUACCUUGUAUAUUUUGUAUAAAGGCUUUGUAAA
Messenger RNA from Lingula anatina, 2163 nucleotides. RefSeq names its product RNA polymerase-associated protein LEO1. Gene Ontology annotation, cellular component: nucleus; Cdc73/Paf1 complex. The record is from RefSeq and is a predicted model, not a curated record. Gene Ontology annotation, biological process: transcription elongation by RNA polymerase II; positive regulation of transcription elongation by RNA polymerase II. NCBI's taxonomy places the organism in Eukaryota, Metazoa, Brachiopoda, Lingulata, Lingulida, Lingulidae. Gene Ontology annotation, molecular function: RNA polymerase II C-terminal domain phosphoserine binding.